This is a messenger RNA of Pseudophryne corroboree (corroboree frog), 5839 nucleotides long. It is a transcript of the gene TTC7A, whose product is annotated as tetratricopeptide repeat domain 7A. Bases 139 to 2664 code for a protein of 841 amino acids. Gene Ontology annotation, biological process: phosphatidylinositol phosphate biosynthetic process; protein localization to plasma membrane. Gene Ontology annotation, cellular component: plasma membrane. The record is from RefSeq and is a predicted model, not a curated record. NCBI's taxonomy places the organism in Eukaryota, Metazoa, Chordata, Amphibia, Anura, Myobatrachidae. The transcript has 20 exons. Gene Ontology annotation, molecular function: protein binding.
GGAGGAGGAGUAGGAGGGAGCUGCUGCAGCGGCUGCCGAGAGUUGUGUAGCUCCGGCUGCAGAAAGUCACCGGUGGUGGUGGCCGCUGAGCUGCUGCAGCACUGCCCGGGGAUCCCCUCUCCGUGCCAGGAACACAGCAUGACUUCCAGGCUGUCCCAGUCCCACCUGAAGCUGGAGGCGGAGAUAGAGCGCUGCAGGGCAGAGUGUCAGUGGGAGAGGAUUCAGCUCCUGGUCGGGCAGUUGUCACCCAAGGUCCAGGAGAGCACUGACGACUUCACAAACCUGCUUUUGGCCGAGUCUCUGCUGGAGCAAUGCUUGAAGGAGAAUGUUGCCAAACUCAAAGCCUCUAUUCCAUUAUUGGAAAGCAUGGAGCCAAAACUGCACAAAGCCAGGAAUUAUCUAACGGGGAUACUAAACAGAGGCAAAUUACCGCAUCAGUACAUGACAGAAGCACUGCUGAUACUGGGGAAGCUGCAUUAUGUGGAGGGAUCUUACCGAGACGCUAUCAGUAUGUACGCUCGCUCUGGUUUUGACAAGAUGUCAUUGGAGGAUGAGCCCCUUUAUAAGAUGCGACUUUUCACGGAAGCUUUUGUCAUUAAAGGUUUGUCAUUGGAACGCUCUGCUGCCACCAUUGCCUCGCAUGCGCGCCUGUCGGAGAGGGAAGAGGAGGCUGUUGCUUGCUUUGAAAAGGCCAGCUGGAUUGCACAAGUCUACCUGCAGGAGUUAGAGAAGAGUGCAAACAGCACCCACCCGCGGAGCUCUAAGAGUAGCGCCCCCUGUCAGGACUUUGAGCUUGGCUAUUUCCUCGAGGCGGCGCUGCAGGGAGCGUACGCAGCACAUUUCAAAAGGGGAAAUAUUUUAAAAGGAAUAAAAGAGCUCCGGAAUGUGUUAAGAGUAGUAGAGACAAAAGCAACACAGACAUUCAAGAUGGCAAUGACCAGGCAACUGGCUGAAGUUCUUCUUCAUUCCUUAAGUGAAAACUGCUACUGGUGUCCCUUGAAUAGUCCUCUGCCCGAACAAAGGAACAGAAGAGAGAGUUCAUUUCCUUACAACAUUCUCAGCCAAAAACCGCAGAUUCAUUCAGGAGACCACCUGUAUUGCCCGAAGGACAACAUUGAGGAGGCUCUACUGCUUCUCUUGAUCAGCGAAUCAAUGGCUAACAGAGAUGGUGUUAUCAGCCAAGCUCCAGACCAGAAGGAAGACCGGGCCGUUAGCCUUCAAAAUGCAUCUGCAGUAUAUGACCUGCUGACUAUUACAAUGGCCAGGAGAGGGCAGUAUGCCAUGCUUUCUGAGUGUUUGGAAAGAGCAAUGAAAUUUGCCUUUGGAGAGUUUCAUCUUUGGUAUCAGUUGGCGUUAUCCAUGAUCUCUUGUGGCAAGUUCGCCUAUGCUGUUUCAGUACUGAAAGAGUGCUCUAAACUGCGUCCUACAGACCCGACCGUUCCGCUGCUUGCUGCCAAGGUCUGCAUUGGGCCACUGCACUGGCUGGAAGAAGGGGAGAAUUUGGGAAAACAAGUAACGGAGAUGGGAGAAGAAGCAGGAGACUCGCUUGCUAAAGGAUAUCUGGCCUUGGGACUGGUGUACAGCCUUCAAGCUACCGAUGCCACGAAGAAGAGCACUCAGGAUGAUUGGAGUAAGAAAGCUGUCCAGGCGUUGCAAAGAGCACAUGAAAUAGACCCAGAGGACCCUCAGAUUAUUCUUUAUUUAGCACUUCAGCUGGGCCUUGUAAGACAGAUAUCGGAUGGAAUAGAACACCUACAGGAAGCGCUUAAACUCCGUAAAGAUGAUCUGCACUGCCUUCACCUGCUGGCCCUGCUGUUUUCAGCACAGAAGCAGUAUAAACACGCCAUCGAUGUCAUCAAUAUGGCCAUAGCAGACUACCCAGAUAACUUCAGCAUAUUGUUCACCAAAACGAAACUGGAGUGGCUGCACAAAGGGCCUGAGGAGGCUCUGAUAACAUGUCGCCAUAUGUUAUUCCUGUGGCAGAAGCUGUUUAACUAUUCACAACUGAGUGAGUGUGAGAAAGAGAGCAGCUUGGCUGACGUUCCCCUGACACGGAAACACAGUGGGCUGCACCUCACGCUGCCAGAUGCUCAUGACACGGAAAAUGGUUCCCAGCGGGCGUCUUCCAUUGCAGCAUCCCGCAUGGAGCAGGCCAUGUCUGAGUUUACAAUGCACAGCGCACAAAGACAGGGACCAAUGCAUCAGUGGAUAACCCUGGAGCAGAUAUGGCUGCAGGCCGCUGAACUCUUUAUGGAACAACAGCAUAUGAAGGAAGCCGGCUUUUGUAUUCAGGAGGCAGCCAGCCUUUUCCCCACAUCACAUACUGUGCUGUACAUGCGUGGGAAGCUCGCUGAGAUGAAAGGCUGUUUGGAGGAGGCAAAGCAGUUAUACAAUGAAGCACUAACAGUCAAUCCAGAUGGAGUGAAAAUUAUGCACAGCCUGGGGCAUGUACUGACAGUACUUGGGCGGAACAGCCUGGCUGAGAAGUUUCUCCGCGACGCAGUUCAGAUUCAAAGCACGUCGCAUGAUUCUUGGAAGGGACUCGGUGAAGUUCUACAAGCACAGGGGAAGCAUGAAGCUGCUGUAGAGUGUUUUAUAACCGCACUCGACCUGGAAUCCAGCAGCCCAGUCUCCCCAUUCACCGUCAUACCCCGGGAGCUGUAACGAAGGUUGUAGAAGGGUUCUGCUUCUUCAACCCAAGGAAGUACUGCAUUGACAAGAGGCUUUUAAAUAUGAUAAUUAAAGCAUUCCUAAUGGUUGUUAUAUUGAAAAUAAUUUGUAAUUAAUACAAAUAUCUAAUAUGAAUACAGCUAUAACAUUUUUCCUAUACUGCCGGAAAUCCAGGAGACCUUUUUCUCUGCACUCUUCAUAUUCUCAGACAUUUCUGCAUAACGAUAGCUUCAGACAUCCACUCAGAGCCAUUACUGGCUGAUGGACUUAUCUAUCUAGCUGGAAUUCAGCAAUAUAGCAAGCGUGAUUUUAAGUGGAAUAUUUAUUUGCAUUUUAGGCAGGAAAUAGCCAUUUUUGAAUAUGUAUUUAUGUCUAUUGGAAGAUGACUUAUUGGACUUUAAGGUUAUAGAAAGCGUCUAUAUAUAUUUUGAAUACUCUCUUUAAUAUUGCAGAAAAAUCCUGACACAUGACAAGCCAUUAUGGGCUGAUCUGAGCCAGAUGCACGGCGAUAUCAAACAAAAGUGGAAAUGUUUUUGAAAAUAUAUUUUGGUUGUUCCUGGGCAGUAACAGGGAGACGGCUAUGCAGAGGCACAGAGAUAGGGCGUGUUACAGGAUUGUCGCGGGAAUGUCGCUUAUAGUGGUUGCGUACAGAGAUCCGGAUUCGUUUACGUAGGAGGUUGGAGCAAGUUUCUUUGUUGCGACAGAUGGUAGAGUAGUAUUUUAGCGUACACUGGCAGUGGCAGCCUCAGUCCUUGCACGUUCCGACGUACGACUGUACAUCAGAGAAGGGCUUUGUAGUGGCAUUUGUAUGAAGUUGCAGGUGUGCGACCAGCAAAACACGCCGACGCGGACACCGACUCAGAAUCAGGCCCUAUGUGUCUCAGGGGAGGGGGUUUUGCUAUAAAGAUAUUUAUUUAAGUGGACAUAUUUUUUUAAAUGAGAUUUCCAUAAAUAGUAAUGUCUGCCUGUCCCAAUCCUGCUGAAACAAGCUAUUGCCUUCUAUUUACUAAACCUUGCACACAAGCACCUUUUUUUACAGGUGUCAUCAUGAUCCAGUCUAACAGCUCUUCCUACUAUUUAAAUCUGAAUUCAGUGUUUGGCAGGAUGGACUUAGUGGUCACAUCAUUGCAUUCAGCUAGACAGCACUUGCACCUAAACUACAUAGUCCAUACAGUUCUUCUUCAGAAGGUCAGUCUCACUGCAGGUACUCACCUAAAGUUACAAGUUGAUGCAAGAUUUAUAGUAGCCUCCAUACUCUUGAUAAGUGUGCAGACCCUUAUUCUAUUCUAUUCUAUUCUAUUAUUUCUUAAAAAUUUCUACCUUUUCCUGGAACUAGUUACAGGAAUUAAUAAUUGGACCAAAAAGCCGAAUCAUUUUUUUUUCUAAAAAACAAAGAAAUAGUAAUUUUUUUUAUUUAGUAAAGUAAAAAAAAUAUUUUUCAUUACAUAUUUAAAUAUUUUAGUUUUUAAAAAUAUACCUAGAGGGUGUUUUUUUACCCCCCCCCCCCAUCCCACGUGUCCAUAGGCCCCCAUUAUAAAAUUACUUCCCAUCCCACAUCAAAAAUAGCCCCCGCCAGUAGAGAAAGAUCUCCAGCAAUAUUAAACCCCAACCCCUAGUGGUGAUAGAGCCCAGCGUCCCAGCCAUUACCCUCACCGUGUCAAUGGGCCCCCACUGUUUAGGACCCUCCCCCCAUGUGUUUGAUUUUUUAUUUUAAAUGCCCGAACUUUUUGUCGGGCACCAAUCUCCCCACCCCCAGUACCAAAAGAUGACCCCUGUUACUACCUCCCAACAUAGCCCCACCCCCCUCACCGGGUGUAGUAUGGCUGACCGGCGGUCAGGAAACCGCCGGUCAGCUUACCGACGCCGGGAUCCCGGCAGCAUACCGACGUCGGGAUCCCAGCGGGGAGGGGCGAGUGCAGCAAGCCCCUUGCGGGGAUCGGGUUCUAUCCCCACUCUAUGGGUGUCGUGGACACCCACAAGUGGAAAUAGUCCCUGUUGGUCGGCAUGCCGACCAUUCGGGAUAGUGAGGGGUCGGGAUGCUGGAGGAGGUCAUGUGACUGUCGGUCUCCCGACCGCCGGUCACAUGAUUACCACCCUUCUCACCUUAUAGCAGAGUGCAGCGGAGAGUGGGAUGGGGGGACUGAAGUUGCCCCUACUGCAGCUGUUCUCUGCACAUGAAGAGCUCAGCAUAGUUGUGCUGGGUGGGGGGAGGAACAAUGUUCCCUUCCUUGCACGGCAUUCUGGGGUGCAAUUUCGGGAAUAAUAUCGGUGGUGACAGACCGCAGCAGGAUGAGAAAAUCCAUUCUGCUCUUGUGCAAAACGGAUUUCCUCCAUAACAGAGGGAGGAAGCAGUAGGGAGUGGCGGAUGUAUAGGAUAUGACAAGGUCAGGUAACGCCAGGCAAGUGGUUUAUGGACAAAUUUAUUUUGCAGUAACUGACGCAAAACAGGGUAACGUGUGUUUGGACAGGUCAUUUUGUUUGUUUUCUAUGUCUUUUACAAAAUACAGUAUAUUCAGUAGUAUUAUCAAAAUUAAAUACUGUAAAAAAAUAAAGCUUUCCUUUCCUUCCUUCCUGCUGCCCUCCCUCCCUUCCCAUCCUCUCUCCUCCCAUCCAUUACCUUCCUUACACCCUGUUUUUCCCUUCCUCCCCUCCCUUCUUUGUUUCCCUUCCUUCCUUCCUUCCUUCCUUCCUUCCUUCCUUCCUUCCUUCCUUCCUUCCUUCCUUCCUUCCUUCCUCCCUUUCCUUCACUUCCAUUUUCUUCCUCCCUCUCUAGUCAUUGUUCAUUUUAACCAUAACCCAGAAUAAAUGAUUUCUCCGAUAGCUCCUCAGUUACCCACAGAAAGCAGUAGAGCCACACCCUGUCCAUAGUAAAAUAACUACGAAGUGUUUAUUGUACAAUGAUCCGUGUCACAGAGCUAGCGCCUUAUUUCUGUGACUGGGUGUGCUAACCUGUGUCUCUAAUUACUCCUUUUGUAAUGAAUGAAACCUUUUUCUUAUUGAUUUGCUGUAAAAGUUGUUAUUGGUGCAAUAAAAUGCAAAUCACAAAUACAAUUUAUGACAAUAAAAAUGUCACAUUACAAUAAAAAUGUAAUUGAAACCCAACCAUUUGUAAGUUCAAAAGCAAUAUUUGUUUGGUACUAUGGGGAAUUAAAGGUACUCUGCAGGUGUA